AAUGAUUAACAUUAUUUCUGACAUAGAAAGGCAAUAUUCUUCUACGUAAAUAAAUUAGCCUAAAGCCAGAAGACAGCAAUUUUGUUACCACACACGAAAUCUGUUUUUCUAUUUUGAUAGCAAAUUGAAGUAUACCCUAAUGAGAAUAAUACUACAAUACAAGCAUUUCCUAUGCCAUUUUUCAAAAACUCAUUAGGAAAAAUACUGUCGAAUCCGUUCGUAAAAAUAGUUGUUAUUAUAAUUUAUAUCACUAAUUUAUUAUUUGGAAUUUGGAGUAUAUUUUAUAUUGUGCAUGGCAUUAAAUACGAAAACUUAUUUGCAGAAAAUUCUGUACUUACAGAAAGUAUUAGAAUUUUUUUCAAAUACUUCACACAUUACUCAUGUCCCUUUCACAUAAUUAUUAAUGAAACGUUGGAUUAUUCAGAUAUAAAGGUACAAAAAUCGAUAAAAAAUUUGUUAAAUAAUUUCGAAAAAUAUCCAAAUAUUGCAGGAGAAGAAUUCACUAUAUCUUGGUUAAAAUUCUACCAAGAAUUUCAGAAAAGUCCGGUAGCAAAAUUUUCAUUACAAGGUUACAAUAUGACAAACAAACAAGACUUUAUCGACGGACUUUGCAAUGUAUUCUUCAACAUCAGAGCAGCCAAAUCAUUAUCUAAUGACGUUGUCUUUAACAGCAACAAAACGGAUAUCAUAUACAGUAGAUUUUUUAUUAUGGGAAAAGAUUUAAAUUCUUCAUACACAGAAAGAGAUACAUUAAGAGAUUUAUUGAAAAUUGCUGACGAGUCCGAAAUUUCCGUGCUGGUGCAUUGCAUUAAGUCAGGUUACAUUGAACAAGGGAUCAUUAUUGGACAAAUGAUAGAACAAUUAUUUUGGAUUAGUGCUAUAAUAAUAACAGCAGUUUUUCUAUUGUUUGUCCCAAAUUUGUUAGUGGCAAUUAUUGUUGCAAUAUCUGUGGUAUCUGCAAUGGUAGAAACGCUAGGUUACAUAUCCUUAUGGGGCGUUAACCUGGAUAUUAUAUCAAUGAUGAGCCUUAUUCUGUGUGUGGGAUUCAGCGUAAAUUAUCCUGCUCAUAUUUCGUAUGCUUAUGUCAUGUCACAAUGCAAAACAGCGAACGAAAGAUUAAAAGAUUCUUUGUAUCGUAUAGGCUUUCCAAUACUUCAAGGAUCAUUGACAACUGUAUUAGGAAUAUUGAUUUUAUAUUCUGAUGUAUAUUUUAUUUUGACCUUCGCGAAAAUUGUAAUCGUUGUAGCUAUGGAAACGGCUUUUCAUGCAUUGUUCUUUAUUCCUGUAGUAUUUUCUAUCAUUUAUGCUAUAUGUGAAAAAAUAAAAUGCUUUCUAAAAUAG
Centruroides sculpturatus (bark scorpion) is the source of this 1341-nucleotide messenger RNA. RefSeq names its product patched domain-containing protein 3-like. The transcript is spliced from 2 exons. Gene Ontology annotation, cellular component: membrane. Bases 172 to 1341 code for a protein of 389 amino acids. The record is from RefSeq and is a predicted model, not a curated record. Lineage: Eukaryota; Metazoa; Arthropoda; Arachnida; Scorpiones; Buthidae.